Messenger RNA from Biomphalaria glabrata, 3451 nucleotides. Its product is annotated as THO complex subunit 2-like. Gene Ontology annotation, molecular function: mRNA binding. Lineage: Eukaryota; Metazoa; Mollusca; Gastropoda; Planorbidae. The coding region runs from base 1568 to 2092 and encodes 174 amino acids. The transcript has 13 exons. Gene Ontology annotation, cellular component: THO complex part of transcription export complex. The record is from RefSeq and is a predicted model, not a curated record. Gene Ontology annotation, biological process: mRNA processing; mRNA export from nucleus.
AAAUUGUUAAUUGUUUUAUAUUCUCUUAUAUAAGGGGCUAUAUCUUUAACGGACUACAGUGUAAUACUAAUUUAAUCUAAAACGUUUUCAAAAAUAAUGUAUUAGUAAUAGCCUACAUCCGUAGACAGUGCUAUUAGUAGGCUUCAUCCAAAAGGGCCAACAAACAUAGCGAUUCAAAAGCCACUUAUUAACAUGCAUUACGAGAUUGACACAUGAAGCGCAUUUGACGUAAUUAGCCUAUCUUCCUGAAGACGUGUCUGUAAUUUAAAAGAUAAGAUUAUAAUAAAACCACUACACACCAUUCCCUGGCCACUGCCAACAAAAGGUAGAUAAGGACGCCUAGCUGGCAAUGGCGACCUGCGGAUUUUACCCAUAGACUAUAAUUGCUCUCACUGGUGACACUUCCACUGAAACUUCCAAGUUCAACUUACUCAGACUAGAAUUGAGAGUACUCAGACUCGUCUCAGUCUGUGCACACUACACUUAGAUCUAGAAUCUAGAACUCUAAACUUAUUAAAUAAUCUAGAUCUACUCAUCUAGUUAUACUAUUACUAUACUAUAAAAUACUAUAAUCAUAGUAUAAUCUAGAUCUAGAUCUAGAACUAGAAGUUCAAGUUCUACACUACUACUCAGUACUAGUCUAGUAGUAGUGAUAAGUAGUACUACUUGACUUACUACUAGACUAGUCUAGUUACUGGCUAGAGUCUAGAAGUUAUUAUUUACACUGUAAAGUGACUCACGUAACAGUUAUCUCCUAAAGCAGCCUAAAGCAGUGCAAGUUAUUAGGAGAUGAUGAAAUAUCUAUGAAAGAGUUACCAAAGAAAACAAUUAAAAGAGCUUUUUAUGAAGUUUGUUAUGCAGUCAAUCAUAAUCAACUCAAGAUUGAGAAUGCAGUAUCUGUAUUUUCUGAACUCAAGGAAACAUUUCCAUGGCUACCAUCUACACUUGCUGAUGUACUGGGAAUAGUGGAUGUUGAAACUGCUUGCUCUGAUGAAUUGACAAGAGAGAAAUUUAUUACACUAGUUGGGGCAUUACGAAACACUAUUAUAGCUGAUGGCCUUUUAAAAGAAAGAUUAGACCAAGACUCCUUAGAGUUGGUUUAGUCAGUUCUCAAGUUGGAUUUAAUCAGAAAUAUGUGAAGACCAAAACUCGACUUUAUUACAAGCAGCAGAAGUUUAAUUUGUUAAGAGAAGAAAGUGAAGGCUACUCAAAAUUAAUCACUGAAUUAAAUCCAGAUUUCAAUCUCAAGAUUUCCUGGGAACAAGUGCUGCAGAAUAUUCAAUCAUUGAUUGGUUGUUUUGAUCUUGAUCCUAACUGCGAGUUAGACAUUAUCCUUGAAGUUUUUGAAUGCCAUCCUGAAGAGAGCCCCUUCUAUGUUCCAUUCCUGCGCGCAUACAUUAUAGACAAGUUGACUUUGUGCCAUAUUCUAGGAUUUAAAUUUCACUUCAGAGAGUCUGCUGACUGGAGCACUCCCAAAUCAUUAUUCACAUAAGCAGCACUUUUAUUAAAGAAUGAGCUGGUAGAUCUAGAUGACUUGUAUCCUUAUAUUUUGCCUCACUUUCCAAGAAUGACUCAGAUUGGAAUGGCCAUAGAAAGACAAGUGGAUAAACUUAGUAAAGAGGAGAAGGAUAAAAGACCAGAUAUUUAUGCAUUAGUUAUAGGGUAUGCUGGACAGUUAAAGAGCAAGAAACCAACUUGGGUACAAGAAACGGAAUUCCAUAUAAAAGAAGAUGCUCCAAAGAUGUCAAACCUGAACUCAGUUCAAGAGAAGAGAAGAGAGCUACAGAAAGUGAAAGAGAGAAGAGAGCAGCAGAGAAAAAAGAAGCCAGAGAAAAGAAGGAAGCUAAAGUCAGAUCAAGCAAUGCACCAGAAAACAAUGGAAACUUCCAAGUUUUUUUUGGCCAAAGAGAAAGCCAAAGAAGAGAAGCGGGAGAGGAAAGAACGUGAAGCCUUCGCCAAGGAGGAAGAGAGACAUUCAUCCAGGGUGAAAGACUACAAAGGGAGCAGUGCAAGCCACAACUUGAGCUCAUCCUCCCAAAGACAUAGUGCUGAGCUAUCACCCAAACAUUUGGAGGAAAAAGGAACAGUUUAAUGAAACAGAUGGAUCUCCAAAACUGAAGAUGAAAGAAAAGAGAGACAAAUCAUAUCCUUGAUCUAGGGACUGAGACUUGAUUAUGUAGUCAGCUGGGGCUUAAUUAUUUAGUCUUUAUGGUAAAUACUUUCUGGUCUUAAAGUUUCUAGUAAUCAUUUCAUUGCUAGAUACAUGAGUGAGGUGUGUAUAUUAAACAUUUCAAUUGGGAAUUAAACAUUUCAAUUGGGAAAGGUAGAAAAAAAAUCCAGUCACUUUUAAAAAAAACAUAAAAAUCAGUUGGUCCUUCUCAUGUUUGAAUUCAAUAGUUUGUAAUAAUGGCAGUUUAACUUUAAAAUAGUCAUUAUGUUCAUCCAUCCCGGUGGGACUACAGCCCUUGGAGGGCCCUGACCUACUAUAGCACAUCUUUUCAUUCUGAUCUAUCCUGCUGUUCUAGAUCUGCCUCUACAUUGUCAAGCCACUGUACUGUGGCCUACCUUUGAGGUGCCUGCUUUUUGUUUGUUUUGUGAACAAUCUUUGCUGCUUCUCUGUUCUCUGACAUUCUUUCAAGGUGACCUGCCCAGCGUAAUCUGUUCCUUUUUAUUUCCGUCAUUAUGGAGGGGGGUCUUGGUAUAUUAGUGAUCAUAUUACUAAUUAGAGCCUAGUAAUAGAUAAUGUUGCCUCUUAGUACUUAAGUUAGUAGUCUGAUUGAAAGUGUAUAAUUUCCUUAACUUCUUCUCACAUGUUCCAAAAAAACAGAAAAAAUAAAACCAGUUUGAUCUGGAUGUUUCCAGACUGCAGUCUCUUGUUGACUAUUGUUAGUUGGAUGGCAAAUGUGCAGCUUUUUAAACCUUUUUUUUUCCUUUUGAAACAUUGAUUUAUAUAUUUCUCAAACAUUUUUAGAUAGUAACAUAUGUUGAUCUGUAGAUCUAGUGUGGGUGAAUGUGUGAUAUCAUGUACAUUAGACUCUGGCCAUUCAGUUGGUUCUGUAAAAUUACAAAGUGACACUUUUUUUUUCUUGAUAUUGUUGACUUAUGAAUUAGAACUCAGGCUUUUGUUGAAACAGAUCUGCCUUCUGGUCAAAUUAUAUUGAGUCAUUUCUCCAGGUUCAAAACAGUUCAACUUAUGGACCAAGGUGUUGAGUUGAUCGUUUCACUUGUUCAAUUGAAAUCCUAUCCAGUCCUAGUUCAAAGUCUUAGUGUUAGUGGCUAGCAUUGCUUCCAGUCCUGUGGGAUCUACUGGAAGUGAACUCUUAAAUAUGACCAUUUUUGCUUUACACACAGAUUUCAUGUAUUUAUGUUUGCUUCAAAUUAAGGGUCUAAGUGACCUCGGUUGACUAUGUUGAUCAUUGAAUAAAUGAACUGACAUGUCCUUAGAUUAUAG